AUGGCUGGUGGUCACUGCGGCACCGGUGCUGACCCGACCUGCAUUGAGAACGGUUAUGGAUACAUUCCUAGUCGAUCCGCCACCACCAUCAUGGUGGUUUUCUUCUCGAUCUCAACCAUUGUACAUAUGGGCCAAGCUACCGUUCGUAAACAGUGGUAUCUCUUCCCCACUGCCAUCCUUUGUGGAAUUCUUGAAAUUCUUGGAUGGGCAUACCGGUUGAAGUCGCACUUCGAACCUUUCGCGAAGGAUCCCUUCAAGAUCCAAACGAUUGCCACGAUCCUUGGGCCUACACCCCUCCUUGCAGCCAACUUCGUUAUUUUCGGAAACAUCAUCCGGGCUCUCGGGACAGACUACAGUCGUAUCACUCCGAAAUGGUACACCAUCAUCUUCUGCGGCUGUGACCUUAUCUCCCUCUUUGUGCAGGGUGGUGGUGGAGGCGUGGCCGCGAGCUCCGGGGGAGACCUUGAGAUUGCAAACCGAGGAGCCAACAUCAUGCUCGGCGGUAUCAUUUUCCAACUCGUCGCGAUCGUUGCCUACUCCUGCCUUUGCACAGAAUAUCUCAUCCGAUAUACCAAGAAACGACCCAUUGCAAGGAUUAAUCAAACUCACAAAGACUACAGCUCGAGGGGAGAACUGACGAAGAAGCUCAAGCUCAUGCUUUUAGGUCUGAUUUUGAACUUGACGUUCUUGUUUAUUCGAGCGAUCUACCGAGUCGCGGAGCUGUCGGAAGGAUGGACGGGAAGAAUCAUCAAAACUGAAGUGUACUUCAACUGGCUCGACGGUGCUAUGAUUGUCCUUGCCAUGUAUGCCUUCAACUUCUUCCAUCCCGGCUGGCUUCUUUUCUCCCGCACCACCUACAAGAACUACAAAGAAUACAAAACGGCCCCACUCGAAAACAAGAGCAACAUUGCCAUGAUUAACUACAAUCAUAACAACGUCGAACGACAGGUCGCAUAA
Coprinopsis cinerea okayama7#130 is the source of this 957-nucleotide messenger RNA. RefSeq lists its product as hypothetical. The transcript has 10 exons. Lineage: Eukaryota; Fungi; Basidiomycota; Agaricomycetes; Agaricales; Psathyrellaceae. The record is from RefSeq and is a predicted model, not a curated record. The coding region runs from base 1 to 957 and encodes 318 amino acids. Gene Ontology annotation, cellular component: fungal-type vacuole; plasma membrane.